AUGAGUUCGAACACCUUUUCUGAGGAACACCUUGAACGAAGCAUUCAAAUGGAACAGUCCAUCCAAAACAACGAGUUCGAUCUUAAUCCAGAUUUGGAAUUGGAAUCAAACUAUGAUUUUUCUAGUGGUGAAUCGAAUGGAGGUGGAAUGGAACCCACUUGGGGUGAAGUUUGCCACGCUUGUUGCGUGAGAUCACCGAGUGAAUGGGCAUCUGUUCUGAUGGGUUGCGUUGUAGCAACCUUCUUUCUUUAUUUCUUCCUGUUCGGACUCGACCUCUUGGGAACUGGGGCCAAGGUUAUGGGUGGGUGUACGGCUGGUGCUCUGUUUGGGGACGACAUGAAUCCUGUGGCAGGACUAAUGGUGGGCAUUGUAGCCACUGUCUUGUUGCAAUCCUCUUCCACUACCACUUCUAUUGUGGUUUCUCUGGUUGGUGCUGAUACUGUAUCCGUGAGGCAAGGAAUCUAUAUGAUCAUGGGUGCCAAUAUUGGUACUUCUGUCACCAACACUAUCGUGGCCGUUGGACACAUGGGCGAUGGAGAUCAACUCGAGCUUGCGUUUGCUGGAGCCACGGUUCAUGACAUGUUCAACUUUUUGUCAGUCGCUGUUCUGAUGCCCAUUGAAGUCAUCAGUGGCUUUCUUUUCCAUUUUACCGAGAGAAUCAUAAGAGACUUCAGGUCACAAGACGGAGAAAAGUGGGAGGGUCCUGUCAAGCGAUUGGUGUCGCCACUUGCCAAACGAGUUAUUAUUGCCAACAGCGAUGUCACUGCCAACAUUGCCAAACGAAGAGCUACGUGCGGCACUUUUUACCCCAGCAAUGGUACACUGGCGUGCGAAGACUACAACGAUCCACUUUCAUGCAAACCAGGACUGAUCAAGUGUGAUACGAAGGGUGAUGUGCCUUACUGUCCUUCUUUUUUUGAUGCGGAGGCCACGGAAGCUGCGGACAAGACAGCCGGAGUUUGCGCCUUUAUCAUUGGCCUUAUCGUUCUAUUCAUUUGCUUAUUUGCCCUGAUCAAGAUUCUUCAAGCCAUGCUCAUAGGUGCCUCGACAAGACUGCUUUACAAGGCCACCAGUAUCAAUGGAUAUGUUUCGAUUCUGAUUGGAACUGGAAUUACGAUGUUGGUUCAAUCAUCCUCUAUCACAACAUCCGUACUUACGCCACUUGUUGGAGUGGGAGUUCUUCGACUGGAACAAAUGCUGCCGCUUACCUUGGGUGCCAACCUAGGAACCACCAUGACUGCCAUUCUGGCUGCUUUGCUCUCAAAGCCUACUGCCAUGCAAGUCGCACUGGCUCACUUGAUCUUUAACAUGGUUGGCAUUCUGAUUUGGUACCCACUUCCUGCUAUGAGAAGCGUUCCUCUUGGUGCAGCCAGGCGAUUGGGUAAAGCCACGCGCAUGUGGCGUGGGAUGCCCAUUCUUUAUCUGCUUGUUACCUUCCUUGUCCUCCCCAUUACCAUCUUGGGUAUUUCCUAUCUAUUCACAACCGGAAAUAGUGGAAUAACAGUAUUGGGAAGUCUUAUUGUUGUCAUUUUGCUCACUGCGUUGGGAUCGCUGAUCUUUUUCUGCAAGUUCCGUGGUGGAAGCGACAAAUUCAUCGAUUUCAUAGUGAAACGCGAAAAACGAAACGUGGCAUUGAACGAGCUUCAUGAUGACAUGGAACACUUGAAGUCUGAGGUCCGUCGUCUACAAGCGCACACUGCUAUGCGGAAUGAGCGAGAAGAGAGCCAGAAAAAGAACACACAAAAUGACGACAAGGUAGAAAGCUCGUCGACAAGUGGAACCGCAAGAGGCGAUCAAGAAGAAUCUCUGGAGGAGGGCUUGAAGCUGCCUGUCACGAGGGAUCUGGAGGAAGACGACUAG
This is a messenger RNA of Cylindrotheca closterium, 1860 nucleotides long. The record is from the annotation of a GenBank genome assembly. NCBI's taxonomy places the organism in Eukaryota, Bacillariophyta, Bacillariophyceae, Bacillariales, Bacillariaceae.